AUGUUGAAGGUUGCAGUGACUUCUAAUAUCGGUAGGAGGUGGAUGUCGACUGGAAUGAAGAGCUCAGGACUGUUUUUCAGACAGCUGUUCGACACAGUAAGCAGCACGUAUACAUAUCUCCUGGGUGAUAUGAACACCGGCGAAGCUGUUCUCAUAGACCCGGUGCUUGAACAUGCUGAAAGAGAUGCUGGCUUGAUCAAAGAGCUUGGUUUCAAGCUGUUAUAUGCGAUGAACACUCAUAUGCAUGCGGACCACGUGACUGGUACGGGAAGAUUAAAAUCCUUAAUUCCUGGUUCGAAGAGCGUUAUAGGGAAGGCUUCGGGCGCCCAGGCUGAUAUACACCUGGCUGACCGGCAGAAGGUCCAGUUCGGAGGUCAAGAAAUACUGGCUGUGUCCACCCCAGGACAUACAAAUGGAUGUAUGACAUAUAUAUGUCAUCAGCAGGGCAUAGCAUUCACGGGCGACACUCUGCUCAUAAGAGGCUGUGGUAGAACGGAUUUCCAGGAAGGUUCACCUGAAAAAUUAUAUAAAUCAGUUCACGAAAAAAUAUUCACACUUCCCGGCCAUUACACGCUCUACCCCGCACACGACUAUAAGGGACAAACAGCGACAUCUGUUGACGAAGAAAAGAAAUAUAACCCGAGAUUAACGAAAACACUGCCGGAGUUCAUUGACAUCAUGAAUAAUUUGAACCUACCCUACCCUAAGAUGAUUGAUAAAGCAGUUCCUGCGAAUAGAGUGUGCGGAUUAUAUUAG
Danaus chrysippus (African queen) is the source of this 756-nucleotide messenger RNA. NCBI's taxonomy places the organism in Eukaryota, Metazoa, Arthropoda, Insecta, Lepidoptera, Nymphalidae. The record is from the annotation of a GenBank genome assembly.